This is a messenger RNA of Thalassophryne amazonica, 1075 nucleotides long. Its product is annotated as pleckstrin homology domain-containing family F member 2-like. Gene Ontology annotation, molecular function: metal ion binding; phosphatidylinositol binding. The coding region runs from base 112 to 891 and encodes 259 amino acids. The transcript is spliced from 2 exons. Lineage: Eukaryota; Metazoa; Chordata; Actinopteri; Batrachoidiformes; Batrachoididae. The record is from RefSeq and is a predicted model, not a curated record.
ACAUCCACAGAGCUGCAGACAUCAACACAAUCAGGAAGGAUUCCACUCUGACUGCUGCUCUCUGUCUUCUUCCUUUGUGUUAUUUGGUUCUACUCCUGACAUUUGGACACCAUGACUCAUCGGCUCACACUUCCUCAAGAGAACCAUGAUCUGAUCAAGGCAGUGGAAAAUUCAUUUGGGCACUUGGGGAAGCCACUGUCCCAGCCAGAUCGGGUUCUGAUCGGACACGGCAGACUGACUAAACUGAGUCGUCGAGGGCCCAAAACAAAGUCCUUCUUCCUCUUCAAUGAUGUGUUGGUGUACGGCGGCAUCGUUCUUAAUGGCCGCUGGCACAAAAAACAGAAGAUUAUCCCACUAGAGGACGUCCAGCUGGAGGACUUGGAGGACAGUUUCAACAUGAAGAACCAGUGGCUCAUUCGCACACCAAGGAAAUCUUUCUUCAUGGGAGCGCCUACAUGCCAGGAUAAGCAGGAGUGGAUGCAACAUAUUGAAAGUUGCCGGUCCAAAUUGCUGCAGACCAGCGUCCGUCAACCUGGAUCUGUCUUUGCUGUUACUUGGGUCCCAGACCAGGCUUCUGCCAUCUGCAUGCGCUGCUGCAGCACGUUCACUGUGACCCAUCGUCGGCACCACUGCAGAAAAUGUGGCUUUGUGGUGUGUAAUUCCUGCUCCAAGCACAGAGUGUUGUUGAGACACAUUGACCCCAAGAAGCGUCAGAGGAUCUGCAGGAUCUGCCACUCCAUGCUCUCUAUCGAUGCUCCAGAGUUAGCUCAUGUGAGAGGAGACAGCAUGGAGUCGAGCUGCUCAGGAGAGAACGAAGUUGUCAUAGCCAGUGAUGAAGACCAAGUAGAGGAGUCCAUGGAGGACCAGGGUCCCACCAGGUGGCUGCACUGAUGGACUCCAGAACUUCUGGAUGAAACCAGAUUGUGAUGAUCACAUCUAAAGUGUUACAAUCAUCUUAUAAACUCUUCAUUGUCUUCAAACACACAGACUUUUUCUCUGAUUUAGUUCAACCACAAAUGUUGAGACAAAUGUUAUGGAGAAACAUUUUAAGGCAGCAUUCUGCAGAUUAUAAAUG